Molecule: messenger RNA, 3401 nt
Organism: Aspergillus melleus
Lineage: Eukaryota; Fungi; Ascomycota; Eurotiomycetes; Eurotiales; Aspergillaceae
Product: hexokinase family protein
Exons: 3
Coding region: 1231-3099 (622 amino acids)
Biological process (GO): intracellular glucose homeostasis; glycolytic process; glucose 6-phosphate metabolic process
Cellular component (GO): cytosol; mitochondrion
Molecular function (GO): D-glucose binding; glucokinase activity; fructokinase activity
Source: RefSeq, a predicted model, not a curated record
GGACUUUUGGGGCUUUGUGUCUGGGCUAGCGAGUUCGUGUUUGGGGGCAUGGGCGUCCGGAAUUGAAUCAGUCAACUCCGAGUCGUUACAACGCCGACCCGCUUUAUACGGAUGCUUGGAUAAUGAACAAAGAUAUACGGAGGAUGUCCGUGUGUCAGAUGUGUCCGUAUGAGUGGUGGUAGUUGGGGUCGCAUUCGAUUAUUGUUCGAGGGGAGGGCGAGAGGAAAGGAAGAUGGACGUAGAUUAGGGAGUAGGGAGUAGUAGGAAGUAAAGUAGGACAAUAAUACGUAGCGAGUGGACCAACAAGAGAGCCUGGAGCAACUGCCUGUCAAGCGAUAGUUAAGUUAGCAUCAUCGGCAUCAUGGACAGAUCGAGGAGUGGAGGACAUGCGACCAAACAUCUAACAGCGUCACAUCGCCGAUGGUCGCAUCUCCAGCGGCUCUGUCGGACUAAAGAUUCUUUUCUUCUUCUCCUUCUUCUCCCUCCUGACUCGUCAUCGAUCCCAGUCUUUGCUCUUCUUUCCCCUUCUUUCAUUCACUCAUUCCCCUUUUUGAUCUCAUCUCUUCCGGUGGGGACGGUUUCAAGCACCGUUCGUAUUCUGAGAUUCUCCGGUUAUCGUUAUCCUAUUCACCCAACUACAACUCUAGUUAAUACAUCUUCAUCUCUCCCUCUUUCUCCCUCUUUCUUCCAUCAUCGCCCCGAAACCAACAACUUAUUAUUCUGUGUCCCCCACCCGCUGGCCCUUCUGCUACUCUACGAAGCUCCAUUCCUGGUGCGGACCAGCGCGUUGUGAGAGUUCGACAGAUUAUUACAAGUGGUUUGACCCCCGCCGGACCGUUUUUCUCGAAUCGCAACUAGCUGGAAUUCCGGAGCUCCUUACGAUCCCUCGUGACUCCCUUCAGCAUUGCGCGAUCCCUCCAAAUCGUCUACACCUUAUCCGUCAAGCUUUAGCCUCCAUUCCUGUUGGACCCAUUAUUCCGUCGGACUUGAAAACAUUCCUGAGACUCUGGGUUGAGGACCAAAAAUAAAAAUAACAGCCUUUUUCUUCUUUUUUUUUUUGUGGUUCUCCCACCCUACGACAUUGUUUCACGACUUCACUACAUCAGUGGCUACUACACGGAGAUCGCUAGUUGCACAGACCGGCCUUACCGUCUCUCGUGUGUAUGCCUCUAGUCGUUCUUGCUUCUGUCGGUUAAACAAACCCCUAUUUAUCUUCACCGAUCAUUCGAUAUGACACCCAUUACUCCGGUCGGUGCGGAGCUAAACAAGGACGAGGAUCAUGAUCAUUUUCACGAGGAUCCAAUUGAUGUGGAGGAAGACGAGGAGGAAGAUGAUCUAGACCCGGUGCAAAAGGAACACUUGGAACGGCACCGAGUACUUGACGACUUUUUGUCGCCAUUGGCUCUCGACGAAGCGGUUCUGUAUAAACUUGCGCGUCGGUUUUCCGGCGUAUAUCGCAGGCUUGCGCUUGAAUCUGAAGAACAGUUUUUACCUACGCCGGUGACCAACCUACCUACGGGGUUGGAGACGGGCCGCUACUUGGCGAUCGAUGUUGGUGGGAGUAACUUGCGCGUCGCAUUCAUCGAGCUGCUAGGAGAAUCUGCCGAUUCGGACAUUCGCUCCGCAGACGCUUCGGAGAGAUCACGGGAUACAAUCCGAAAAGCGCAGCGACAGCGCGUGAAACGAACCUUGGAGAAAGCGUGGCCCAUCCAGGAGCAUCUCAAGAUGGAUAAGGCGGAGGACUUGUUCUCUUGGAUUGGCGACUGCAUUGCGGAAGUGGUGGCUGAAAGUCUGACCUCGGAUGCGACGAAAGGUACGAUUCCGGCAGAAUUGGAGAUGGGAAUUACUUUCAGUUUCCCGAUAAUGCAAGAGUCUCUGGCGGAGGCCACCCUGAUGCCUAUGGGGAAAGGAUUUGCUAUUACCUCGGACCUCAAUCUUCGGAAUAUCCUGCUCAAUGGCUACGAGAAACACACGAAGCGUCCGGGUGAUGAUGAUGAGCCUUCCACCAAGCGCCGAAAGCUUUAUUCGCUACCAAAGCUCAAGAUUACCGCUAUCACUAAUGACGCCGUUGCUACUUUGACUUCCCUGGCCUAUGCGGUGAAAUCACUCCCGAAUAGCCGUGUCGCAAUGGGCAUCAUUGUAGGAACCGGGUGCAAUGCUACGAUUCCGAUGAAACUCGGGUCGCUGCAUGAUUCCAAGGCGAAGCAUGUGAAGCUGAGGAAUUCUGCGGCGGAAGAAACGGUGGUCAAUACGGAAUGGACUCUUUCGGGGGCCCUACCUCCCUUGAAGGAACUCGGUAUCAUCACCAAAUGGGACGUUGAGCUUGACAGGGCGUGCGCACGUCCCGGGUUUCAGCCCUUCGAAUACAUGACUGGAGGUCGAUAUAUCGGCGAACUGGUCCGACUCAUCCUUUUUGACUACCUCACCACAGUGUAUGGUGUGGCGCAGAAGGAUCUACCUGCGAACGUCAUCAAAGAGUAUGCGCUUACGACUUCGUAUAUCUCUGACAAGGUUGCCCGUGCCCGCACAGAUCAGGCACUGGCUGAUGAACUGGGGCGUUCUUUGUCGCCGCCUGAAGGUGGUGACUGGCAAUGGGAUACCAUGACAGCCGGGGCCUUUCGCAAGAUUGCGCGAACGGUGCAGAGACGAUCUGCCGGUCUCAUUGCAGCGGCGGUCGUAGGGUUACUGGCUUGUGCGCGAGAAAUCGAGCUCAAAGUGGAUAGCAAUCAGAAUUCGCCGCUGAACUCUAAUGUUGCUUCGCCAGUACAUAAUGGCAGCUCUCAUGAAUCCACGCAGCCUACGUUGGGAGUUCCGGGCACGAGCAAAUCUCGAGGGCCGAUCGUUCCUGUCCUCUCACCUUCACCCACGCCGGCUGACUGGCAGUCUGGCCCCGAGGAGCUGGUAGUUGCCUAUACCGGUGGAAUCAUCCAACAUUAUCCUAAUUUCAAGGAGAUGUGUCAGCAGUUCAUCGAUCGUCUGAUCAUGCGGACCGGCCCGCAGAAGAGCGGAAAAUCGGUCUUCUUACGUGAGGCUUCGGAUGGUGGGAUCAUCGGGGCUGGAGUCCUCGCGGGCAUGGUUGGAAACAACCCAUCCCUCUGAAAGAGCCGGCUCCGUCGUCGGUUGCUUGAAAGUGACAUGAAAUAAUGAUUUUGAUGUGUGGGAUAUUCGUUUGUCUUCUUAGCGCUGUGGACCAUUGGAGUUGGCAACUUUUCCUUUGGGAUAAUAGAAGGGCAGCUUUUUUUUUUUUGAUCGAGGGCGUUUUAGAGUGGCUCUCUGUUUUUUCUUGUUCUUCUUCCCUCCCUGUCAUGUUACAAAUUUUUGCUCAUUUCGUGGUAAAACUGGGGCUGUAAUUUGGAUUCAGAAAUUGGCCAGAUUCAUUAUCUAUCUAUUUGUAAUAACCA